CCUCUAAUGAUGGGUCAGCUGCCACCUGGGGGGAUGCCCCCACCUGUGGUUCAGUUGCCACCUGGGGGCAUGUCCCCAGCUGUGCUUCAGCUGCCACCUGCGGGGAUGCCCACAGUUGUCAGUCAGCUCCCAGCUGGGGGGAUGCCCCCAAACUUUGGUCAGCUGCCAUCUGGGGGGAUGCCCACAGUUGUCAGUCAGCUCCCAGCUGGGGGGAUGCUCCCAAACUUUGGUCAGCUGCCACCUGGGGGGCAGCAGUUACCCCUGGUCACGCUCCUACCUGGAGAGAUGAAGCCAGGUAUGCCUGCCCCCCGCGCCCCUGCCCGCUGCUGGGAACAUCCCCUGGUGGCAGGGACGCAGCAGCCCCAGCAACCGAUGGAGCUGCGGCCUGGGGCUGUGUUGCACGGGGAGCCCCCGCAGCCCGCAGACAGCUGCCCGCCGCAGGGCCCCGACCGCCCCGGCCCCUCAACAGUCCUCCGAGGAGCUCCAGUGUGCCCCCGUCCCACCACGGCUCCGCUCACCUGCAGCACCGCAGCGCUGGAAUCAGGUGCAGCGACAACGAGCUCAGACAUCCAGGAGGACAUCACUGACUUCAAUGCCCUCCUGACUUGGAUGAACAACGAAGUGGCACCCAAAACAGAGGUCCCGGAUGACGUCCCGGAUGAUACGCCGGACAUGGAUGAGCUCCUGGCUUGGAUGAACAACGAAGCGACAUCCAACACAGAGAUCCCGGACAACAUCCCGGACAUGGAUGACCUGCUCACAUGGCUGAACACCGAAAGGGCGAGUCCUCAGGAGGUCCCCCAGCAGAACCAGGACCCUGUUGAAACUGAAACAAAGGGGACCGAAGGUACUGACAUUGCUGAACAGGAAAGUCUUCACGAUGAGCUGCUACCUGAACUAGACAGCCAGGAAAGGGCAGAGCUGCUGCGGUGGAUCGAUGCCACACAGCCACCGA
Meleagris gallopavo (turkey) is the source of this 955-nucleotide messenger RNA. The record is from RefSeq and is a predicted model, not a curated record. NCBI's taxonomy places the organism in Eukaryota, Metazoa, Chordata, Aves, Galliformes, Phasianidae.